Messenger RNA from Linum trigynum, 3630 nucleotides. The record is from the annotation of a GenBank genome assembly. NCBI's taxonomy places the organism in Eukaryota, Viridiplantae, Streptophyta, Magnoliopsida, Malpighiales, Linaceae.
GGACAUGCUCUUUAAAUGAAAUAGAUGGUUGUACUUGUAAUGAGUUGUAUGGGAGUAGAUAGACAUGAUAAAGCAUGGACAAUGAUCAAGACGUCAUGGUUUGGAGUUCUGGAAUGGAUUGGAUCAAGGAGAGUGAAGGUUUCCCUGACAUACCCAAGAACGCGGGCUUACUAAACAAGAACACAUACGCGUAAUCCUUAGAGGAGACCACGUUCUCUGGGAUGAAGAACACGGUCUGGCUCUAGGAUGAAGAACGCGGCCAUGUAACUGAGUUAAUAGGUCGUGUUCUCAAUUAAGAGAAUGGGCAGGAAAACACAGGCUAGAGGUACCAAAGAACGUGAUUCUUUCUUGGUUCCCAAGGUUGCGUUUUCACUUACGAGAAUGAACGAGGACAUCACAGAGUGAAGAUUGGAGAACACGGGUUGUGCAAUGGAAAACGUGACUACGUUUUCUAACGUACAGACCGUGUUUCCUUAGAUUAACCCCAGAUGGGAGGAUUAAAUCCAAGCUUGCAUUGUGUAGUGCUUAUGGAUGAAUACAUUGAUUAAGUGAUUACCUUGGUGUAUUAAAAAGAUGUUUGUAAUCUUGUUAAAGGAAAGGAGCAAUCCGGGGAGUUCUCAAAGGGCAAAGGACUUUCGGAUUAGCUAUCGAAAAGUGAGUAAAGUCUAACCUAUUAAUCGUAUGAAUUCAUAUAUGGGAUUCGGGUAAUGAAGCGGCUCGAAUAUGGAAUAUGGGAUCACUGAAUGGCUAUAACUAUGUGUAUGUGUGAAUGAAGUGAUAUGUAAUGGAUGAUGUAUGAAUGAGAUGUGGUUAACUGUUAUGUGAUGCUGCAAGUGGAAUGUGAUAAGGGUUGACAGAUAAUCAUGAAUGAAAAUAUGAUGUAUAGCCUAAUUGGCUAUAUUGUGAUAUUGGAAAUCCUACAAGGUGAUGAUGGGAUAAUGGGUAUCCUAAUUGGCUAUAUUGUGAUAUUGGGAAGCCUAUUAGAAAAAAUGUGGAACGGGAAGCCAGAAGGCGAUGAUGUGUUAAUAUGAAAUGGUGUGAAUGUGAUUAAUGAAAUGAUAUUAAAUGUAAUCAUAUGAAUGGUAUUUGAUUGAUGCUUAUGCUCUAGACUGAUUUUGUGACUAACUAAAGAAGAUUUUUUUGAUCACCUAAAUCAAACCUAAUGGUGGUACUUUAUACAUCUGUUGGUGGUGUUUAAGGCAUAUGUUGAGAUGUGCUUUAUGCAUCUACUGGUGGGGUUUUAUGCAUCUAGAGGUUGUGUCUAAGGCAUCUAUUGGACGAUGUUUUAUGCAUCUAUUGACGGUGCUUAAUAUAUCUAUUGGAUAUACAUGCGGGAGUGAAUGACUUGAAAAAGAUACUUAAACUAGCAAAUUUCUAUGUAUGUAUGUAUGUAUGUAUGUAUUUUUUCCAUGUAAUAUCAAGGUACAAUAGUUAGAUCCUCUACCCAAAACCCCAAAGCGACAUUUAAUGAAGCCACCCAACAAAAUCAAAGGAAGCUAUCUCUACAAGGGACAGCAGCAGGGCUUGUCUUGCCACUCUAUGGGCAGCCCAGUUGAUAGUACUCGGGAACGAACUAAAGCGAAUACAAGAAGAACAAGAGCUCAACAACUGGAGACAAUCACGAAGCAAGGGCCCGCCCACCGAAUCUUCACAACAUCUACCGUCAAGCUGUCGAAUGACCACUUCAGAAUCACCUUCAAUAAUGACAAGGGGGAUGUUGUGGGAAUGCACUAACGAGAUGGCGUCCCUUGCAGCAAGCAGCUCCGCAAGAUAAGGAUUCGAAUCUCCUAGAUGGUGGAAUCCCGAGGCCAAAAAGAUUUGCCCAUCCGUUCCUCGAGCGACGAGGCCAGACGAGCAUCCCGAUUCACAGACAACAACAUUGAAGUUGAUCUUGAUAAAACCUUCAGGAGGACCAACCCAAAUGGAGAGACGGGAGGACUGGAGGCGGGGAGAAGGGGUCUGGGGAUGAAGGGAGACUAAGGAAUAUUCUUGGACUUGGAAGAAGAAAUGACGGGCAAGGGAACUGGCUAGUGGUUGAGUGAAUUCAAAAACCACUUUAUUUCUAGAUUUCCAAAUUCACCAAAGAAGAUAGACGCAGGGGAGAUAGUGGAUUUGAAAGUUUUCUGAAUUCAUAACAUGUCGCCACCAGAUACCGAAAUUUUCAGUUGGGGCGGAGAAAAGUAAGCUACUUAAUCCCACCAUAGCCCAGAUGUGUAAAUCAAGAGGACAGUGGAAAAAGAGGUGUUCAAUAUUUUCUUGACUAUCCCAACAAAUUGAUCAACGAGUUUGGCAGUUAAUUUCCCGAGAUCUAAGAGCCACCAUAGUUGGCAAUAUUACUUUCAAACAUUGCCAUAUAAAAAACUUGAGCUUCGGUGGGACAUCAAGAGCCCACGUUCUUUUCCAGACAGGAGGAUCAAUAAUGGAAGCCAUCGAUUUUUGGCUAAGUGCCAAGAUAUUUUCCAAGGCAAGAUGGUAUCCUGUUUUUACAGAAUAAGAUCUAUUUUUUUAAAAUUGCCAGAUUAGCUUAUCUUGUUGUGGUAAAAUGGGUACUACCAUUUUUCUAAUGAGAUCAACUAAAUUUUCCUUGAACCAAUGUCUUAAUCUAGGGACAUGCCAUUCAUUUUGUCCUUCUCUGAUGAAAAUGACACCCUCAGACUGUUAUUGCCCUCUUGCAGCCUAUGCUCAGGUGGCAUGGUUUAUCAGCUAGUAACCAAUUAUAUUUGAAGGAUUCUAUGUCGUUUCCAUCGCCCACCUGCCAUCGCAGUCCCUGAACAAGGAGAUCUCGUCCAAAAAGGAUGCUUCUCCAUCCCCAAGAUGGGUUAGAGCCAAUAGAGGCUUUCAAUACCGAGCUUUCAUUGAAAUAUCUUCCUUUAUACAAUCGACUAAGAAGUGAAUCAGGAUUUGACCAUAUGCGCAAACAAAGCUUGGCUAAAAGAGCUUGAUUGAAAGCCCUAAAAUCUCUGAAGCCUAGUCCUCCGUGGAAUUUACUUUGAGCGAGACCUUUCCACGAUACCCAGUGAAUUGGAUUAUCAAAAUUAUGAGCGGUUCCCCACCAAAAUCUUGCCAAAAGGUCAUUUAAACGUCUACAAGUGUCAACUGGGAACUUAAAGCACGUCAUACCAUGAACGAGUAUAUUAGUUGCCGAGGUCCUAAUCAGAGUGUCCUUAGCACCUUGGAAAGGGUCCGUUGUUUCCAGCCUUGCAAUUUCUUGCCCAUCUUUUCCUCAAUAUAGAGGAAGGUAUCUUUUUUCGAUCUUGAAAUUAGGGAAGGCAGUCCUAGAUAAGAAUCUUGUUCUCAUAUAGCCUCAACUCCUAACUGAGUUCCCAUGAAGCUUGCAUCCUCACUCUUAGUAUUCCUACUAAAUAAAACUGCCGAUUUGGAGAGGUUGACUUUCUGGCCACUUAGUCCUUCAUAACCCUGGAGUAAGGAUAAGAGGGUCGUACAAGAAGCCUGAGAGGCUUGUAAAAAAAGAUAAGAGUCGUCAGAAAAGAAGAGGUGGGAAAUCAUAGGGCAGUUUUGACGUAUCCGAACUCCUUCCAAGAAUCCCAUGGUUACUACCUUAUUUAUCAUUGCUGAGAAUCCUUCUGUGCAUGUAGAAAACAAUAGAGAGGAUAAAGGAUCACCUUGUCU